Molecule: messenger RNA, 11658 nt
Organism: Scophthalmus maximus (turbot)
Lineage: Eukaryota; Metazoa; Chordata; Actinopteri; Pleuronectiformes; Scophthalmidae
Gene: apc2
Product: APC regulator of WNT signaling pathway 2
Exons: 14
Coding region: 940-8505 (2521 amino acids)
Biological process (GO): negative regulation of canonical Wnt signaling pathway; negative regulation of microtubule depolymerization; cell fate specification
Cellular component (GO): catenin complex; beta-catenin destruction complex; cytoplasmic microtubule
Molecular function (GO): gamma-catenin binding; beta-catenin binding; microtubule binding
Source: RefSeq, a predicted model, not a curated record
AUUCCAUGUGGCCCAAACACCACAAUCUAUGAUUUGUUUUCGUUAAGUUGGAGCGUAUUGUUGGCCCUGCGACAUUUGAUGUCGGCUAGGUUCAGUAGUCUGGACAUUCUGGAGAGGUCGGCAUAAGUGUGAUAGCAGAUGUUGUGUUUUUUAAAGAUUUGGCUGAGUGGGAGCAUAUGAAGGGAGAAAAGAAUGGGACCCAGGAUGGAACCUUGAGGCACCCCACAGAAUAACCUGACUGACCCAGGUUGACCCUGACCUUCCUUUCACAGAGGAAGAAGGGGAUCCAGUCCCGAGCACGACCUUCGACACCAACCACUUUCUGGAGACGUUCUGUUAGGAUCUGAUGGUCCAAGGUGUCGAAGGUCGCACCAAGGUCAAGAAGGAUUAGGAGUGGACAAUCACCAGCAUCGGCAGAGAGGAGCGGCUCGUCGUAGACUCUGAGGAGCUGUGACACCAGACUCACAUCAGAUCAAGUAUUGUGAAACACGUAGGUGAUGAGGACAGGAAGUCGGUGAUGAGGACAGGAAGUCGGUGAUGAGGACAGGAAGUCGGUGAUGAGGACAGGAAGUUGGUGAUGACGACAGGAAGUCAGUCGGUGAUGACCAAAGGGAGUUGGUGAUGACGACAGGAAGUCAGUCGGUGAUGACCAAAGGGAGUUGGUGAUGACGACAGGAAGUCGGUGAUGACCACAGGAAGUUGGUGAUGAUGACAGGAAGUCGGUGAUGACCACAGGAAGUCGUUGAUGACCACAGGAAGUUGGUGAUGAUGACAGGAAGUCGGUGAUGACCACAGGAAGUUGGUGAUGAUGACAGGAAGUCGGUGAUGACCACAGGAAGUCGGUGAUGAUGACAGGAAGUCGAUGAUGAUCACAGGAAGUCGGUGAUGACCACAGGAAGUCGGUGAUGACCACAGGAAGGGGCGCUGCAGAGCGUGAAGAUGGCUUCAUACGACCAGCUGGCCCACCAGGUGGAGGCGCUCCGCAAGGAGAACUCCCACCUGAGGAGGGAGCUGGAGGACAACUCCCACCAUCUGUCGCAACUGGAGACGGAGACGAUCGGCAUGAAGGAAGUGCUGAAGCAACUGCAAAGUAAACUGGAGCAGGAGGCGGGAACGCUGGCGUCGUCGGGGCGGAGUGACGUUCUGCAUCAACUCAAAGAGCUGCACAUGGAUCUGACCAACUACUACGAGCUCAAACACCAACCUCACAACCUGCGGCUGCUGGCGCCCGGUGUGGGAGGGGCGGGGUCAGCUGUCGGCGGGGGGGCGGGGCUAGACGACCACCUGGCUCUGCCCCCUUCCUCCUGCUCCUCCUUGUCCUCUGCGGCGAGCAGGGCCAGGAGUCCGCUCAGAGCGUCGUCCCGUCAGAGCGCAGCGUCCGGCGGGGAGGCCGCCGCCAUCAUGCUGCCGCAUCACUUCCUGGACGGGGCCCCGCCCAGAACAGCUGUGAUCACUGGGGCGGACGGACGAAUGAGCGACCAUCACCUGGAGGAGCUGUACAAGGAGAGGAACCUGCUGCUCGGGGAGAUCGACCGCGAGGAGAGAGAGCGCUGCUGGUACUUCAGCCAGCUGGAGGCGCUGUCGCAGAGAUUGUCGCAGCUGCCUCGCAUCGACACAUUCUCUCUGCAGAUGGACCUGAUCCGGCAGCAGCUGGAGUUCGAGGCUCAGCAGGUCCGGUCGGUGAUGGAGGAUCGGUUCGGCACCAACGACGAGAUGGUUCAGAGGACGCAGAUGCGUGUUGUCCGUCUGGAGCAGCUGGAGAAGGAGCUGAAUGAGGCCCGAGGGAGUCAGGAGAGUCAGCUACAGCUGUGUGGAGCCGAGAAGCCUCCUGCUGGAGAACCGGAGAACAACAUGUCGUCAGCUGCAGCAGGAACAGACGCUCCUGCAGACGGAGGCAGCAAGGUGGAGAUGGUGUUCUGGCUGCUCUCCAUGCUCGCCAACAGAGACAAGGAGGAGAUGUCCCGGACUCUUCUGGCCCUGUCCAGCUCUCAGGACAGUUGCAUCGCCAUGAGGAAGUCCGGCUGCGUCCCCCUGCUGGUCCAGAUCCUGCACGAAGAUCCGGAUGGUGGAGGUGGUUCUGGAGAGACGACGACGCCGGCGGGCUGCAGCCGAGAGGCCAAAUCCAGAGCCAGCGCCGCCCUCCACAACAUCAUCUUCUCCCAGCAGGACGAGGGCCAGGCCCGCCGCGAGAUGAGGGUCCUGCACAUGCUGGAGCAGGUCCGGACCUACUGCGACAGCGGCUGGGACUGGAUCGAGAGCCACGCUGGGCCGCCUUCACCUGGAGGAACCAAAACCAGCGAUAUUCCUGAACCUGUGGACCCUCAGAUCUGUCAGGCCAUGUGCGCUAUCAUGAAGCUUUCCUUCGAGGAGGAGUACCGCCGCGCCAUGAAUGAAUUAGGUGGUCUGCAGGUGGUGGCGGAUCUGAUUCACCUGGACCAGGACAUGUACGGCAUGCAGAACGAUCCCAUCAACAUGGCGCUGCGACGAUACGCAGGGAUGGCUGUGACCAACCUCACAUUUGGCGACGUCGUCAACAAGGCGACCCUGUGCUCCAAGAAGAGCUGCCUCCAGGCUCUGGUGGCCCAGCUGGCCUCGGACAGCGAGGAGCUCCAUCAGGUGGUCUCCAGCAUCCUGAGGAAUCUGUCCUGGAGGGCCGACAUCAGCAGCAAGAGAGUCCUCCGUGACAUCGGCUGUGUGUCCGCGCUGAUGACCUGCGCCCUGCAGGCCACGAAGGAGUCGACCCUGAAGAGUCUCCUGAGCGCUCUGUGGAACCUGUCGGCUCACAGCAUUGACAACAAGGUGGCGAUCUGCGCGGUGGACGGCGCUCUGGGCUUCUUGGUCAGUACGCUGACGUACCGGUGUCAGACCAACUCACUCGCCAUCAUCGAGAGCGGAGGCGGGAUCCUACGGAACGUGUCCAGUCUGGUCGCCACACGAGAAGACUACAGGCAAAUCCUCAGGGACCAUAACUGCCUCCAGACUCUGCUGCAGCACCUGCGCUCACACAGCCUGACCAUAGUGAGCAACGCCUGCGGGACUCUGUGGAACCUUUCAGCCCGAAGUCCAAAAGACCAGGAGCUGCUGUGGGACCUCGGAGCAGUUAGCAUGCUACGCAACCUAAUCCAUUCUAAGCACAAGAUGAUAGCCAUGGGCAGUGCUGCAGCUUUAAGGAACCUGCUCACAAACCGACCCCUGAAAUAUAAGGAUGCUGCAGUCGUAUCCCCUGGCUCCUGCAUGCCCUCACUCUACAUGAGGAAACAAAAGGCUUUGGAGGCAGAGCUGGAUGCCAAACACCUGGCGGAGACCUUUGACACCCUUGAGAAACAGAGCCCCAAGCACCUAACCCUAAACAAGCCGCUGCGGCACAUUGAGAGUCUGGCGAAGGACUAUGCGUCUGAUUCUGGUUGUUUUGAUGAUGAUGAGGCCCCCAACAUCUCCAGCAGCCUGGACACCGGCAGCUUCUCUAUGCUGUCCAUGUUCCUCACCAACUCUAACUUCCUGCAAAACCAGCCUCGUAAGAGGGACAGUGAACCUGAGAGAGACAUAGAACCACAUCAGAUGAUUGAGAAGAGACAUGCGCCUGCUGACGAUGUGGUCUCUGCUGCCGCAGAGAAACUAGCAAAAAAGAUCACCAACACGGUCGCCAAGAUCGACAGGUUAGUGGAGGACAUCACCAUGCAAACAUCUUCGGAGGACAGUUUGAGCCUCAGCUCUGAGGACCACCUGGCAGACUGGCCUUAUGGAAGAGAUGAACUCAUUGAGGCCCAGGCAAAAUCCUGCUCCCCCUGCCGUCUCUCUGAAACAAGCAGCCUGGCCCACCGAGAACGUCUCAGUAGAGCCCACGCCCUGUUGCGCCUGAAAACUGCCCACACAAGUGUCUCCACAGACAGUCUAAACAGUGGCAGCACGAGUGAUGGCUACUGUGGGAGCAAAGACCAGAUGCGACCAGCUCCAAGAGCCCUAAUGCUACAACAGCAAAGACCCAACCAGCUGGAUCUCAAGGUGGCUCAUCAAGAGUACCUCAAUGUAGGGGCUGUUGUCCUGAGAGAGACUCACCAGCAAGAAAUUCCAGAGCGGGAUUCUGUGGACAACAGAGACGUGAACGCUCUAGAGCUCAGUAACACAGAUCCAGAAAAGAACCAGGAUCAACCCGUACAAACACCUGUCAGUGCAUCGACUAAAGUCUCCUCUGAUGUCAGCAUGACUUCAAUUAAACUGUCUCCAUCUUAUCAGCAGGUCCCGCUUAUUCAAAGUGUGGCUAAAUUCGGUGUAGCAAAGACAGCGAUCAAUGUCCAGGCUGCCCAAGCGAUGAGGAGGCAGGCAUGGGUGCCAACUGUGAUGACCGGUGGGAGCAUUACAAAAUUUUCACCAAUGGCAUCGACCAGAAGCCCAACCAUUGGUACGAUGGAGACAGUCCAGAAAUACUCUGUGGAGAACACUCCGAUCUGCUUCUCCCGCUGCAGCUCACUGUCUUCCCUCUCUUCUGGCGAUGGAGCCCUGGACGGACAAAGUGAAAAUGAGCUGGAGAGUGACUCGUCAUUAGAAAUAAUUGAAGUAGAGGAUGGAGAAGUGGUGAAGAGAGCUGAAGAGGAUGAAACCUUGGAGGAUCUGAGCGACAGCCAGCUGCUGAUGACUGACUCUAAAACCUUUCAGAGCAAAGAGACAGAUCCCAUUGAAAUCCCCCGUCCUGCCAAAAGGGAAAAAGUGUUCCUCAGAGGAGCUUCACCAGCCAUACUUGAAGACAGAUCUCCAUCUAGUUCGUCUGAGAAUUACAUCCAAGACACACCGCUGAUAAUGAGUCGCUGUAGCUCAGUCAGUUCCCUGGGCAGUUUUGAGUCUCCCUCCAUUGCCAGCUCAAUCCAAAGUGAUCCAUGCAGUGAGAUGAUUGAUGGAACAAUAAGUCCCAGUGAUCUUCCCGACAGCCCAGGGCAAACAAUGCCUCCGAGCAGAAGUAAAACUCCAUGUUGUGUUGAGCCAAAUGGACCAGACACCCAGGCCAUGGGAAUAGCAGGCCAGUGGGAAAGUAGCCUGCGAAAGUUCAUGGAGAUCACAGACUCCAAGGAGAGGUUUAACCUUCCUCCUGACCUGGACACUAUGAUCUACUUUACGGUGGAAAAGCCCACUGAGAACUUCUCUUGUGCUUCAAGCUUAAGUGCUCUGCCUCUCCACGAACACUACAUACAGAAAGAUGUGGAGCUGAAAUUGACCCCACUGCUCCAGCAAAAUGACAAAAAUCUUCCCUUCCCUGAUGCGGGUGAGCCAGGACUCGAGCAUGGGGAAAGAUACAGUGAGGGCAACUCAGAUGAUGACAUAGAAAUCUUAAAAGAAUGCAUCAACUCAGCAAUGCCCUCCAAGUUCAGAAAAAUGAGACCUUCCCUGAUGACCACGAUCCCGCCUCACAUUCUCAAUUCCCGAAAGCACAUUCAUCUUCCUGUGUACAUGAUGCUCCCGAAUGGAAAAACACAAAUGUGUCCUGGAAGGAGAAUUGUCAUUCCACAAAAAGACUUCAAAUUUGACGAUUCAUCCUUCACUGAUUCUGCAGAAGGGACACCUGUUAACUACUCCAGCACAACAUCGCUAAGUGACGAAACACUUCAUUAUCCAUUGAAAGACAGGGGGGCCAAAGACUGCACAGCUAAAGGUAUGAACAAACAAGAGCUGCUUGAUGAUGAGGCAAAGAGGAUCGAGGACUUGAGGAUAUUCUCACACUUCCACAAACCCAACAGGAUGAAUUACCCACCUGAGAUACAAGUCAACCAAACAACCAAACAUGUUGUUCCCACUCAGAGGGUGCUGAUGCAGAGCAAAGAGGUGGCUGAUAGGGUGGCAAGUCAAAGGAAUCGUGAUCAGUCUCCUAACCAACAAAAGAAGAGGCAAGGUCAAGGCAUUGUCAGAAAACUGGAACUGCCUGUCAUUAAGCAAAACCCAGGAGGUAACCUUAAUGUUGGAUCACAAAAUAGAAAUACAAUCUUUCGACAAAUGACACAUUCUUCAGAGGACAGUAAUAGCUUCUAUGAUGACAACAAUGAAAUUGAUGGAGCAAUGAAGAGAACAAGUAGACGACAGAUCAGGGAAGCAAGUAGAAAUACUCUCUCCCGGAGCAUGACCAAUAUUGGCAGGAUUGAUAAUUACCAAGCAAAGCCCAGAGGGUUUAACCGGAUCAAACAGAAUCUGAUGAAGGAUGACUCUCUGGCAUGUUAUUCACUCAGCUCCUCUCUCAGUUCACUGAGUGAUGCCGAGUUUGAGGAUCAUAAAUCAAAAGCCCAGCAAAUAUGGUACAAAAACAGACACAACAAAACACUGAACACGGCGCAACAAACAAAGCCUAUGACAAUUCACAGCCAGUACGAAGGACAAAGCUCACCGAGCUCUGUCAGCAUGGAUUCAGAGGAUGAUCUCCUUCAGAAAUGUAUAACAUCUGCCAUGCCCAAGCAGAGGAGGAAGCUUGCUGCUAGGAGGAAGAAAGCAGAAAACGCUCAAAAACAAAAACAAAAGGUAUCUGAUUGUUGGGACUUGGAUGAGGAAAUGGAUAGUGAUGAUACAGCAUGGGAUAGAGAUUCAGACCUCAAUAGUGUUGAAUGGAGAGCCAUACAGGAGGGUGCUGAUUGUGUUGUCACAGGGCUGCAGGCAUCCAAGUCUCAAGAACCAUCCUCUGAAGAGACUGAAUCAGUCCUGUCGUUUAUGUCAACUUCCAGCUUUACGCCCAAAGAAAGGAAGUUUGCUAAAGACAAAAAGGCAAAUAAACCUUUAGACUUCGCACAGCGCAAGCCAGUUGCAAACUUACCAGUGGUUUUCAGAGGAAGGACAGUGAUCUAUACACCGAAAAAAGAGACAGCGCCAUCACAAAUACCUCCUCCCAGAAAAGUACCAACCAAGACAGAUGCUCCAAAGAACCCAAAUCUUGCUCAGCACAGAUCCAAGAGCCUUCACAGAUUGGGCCGCCCCCAGGACACAGAACUGUCUUUGCCAAAGAGGAGCUCUACUCCACCUCCAAGGAUACCAAAAAGUUCAUCCUCUGGAUCGUCACAAAGCUCUAGCUCUACACCAUCCAAACAAAGUCAGAAGAAGAUAAAAUCACCAACUCAGACAAAUAAAUCCAUCCAGAAAAAGAAUGCCACACCUGCUAGCAGUCCACCAGCUAGCAGUCCACCUGAAAGGAGGGGACGAUCUCCUAUUGUGAAUCAAAAUGAAAAAUCCCCACCACCUAAAACUCAGAAGUCACCUGUCCGAAUCCCUUUCAUGCAAAAUUCCGGCAGGCAAGCCAGACCUCUUUCACCGCUGGUUACUAACCAUACAUCCAACAGACAAACCAAUCAUGGGAGAAGUAUAUUACCCCCAAGUCGCUUUGACCUUGUCAGGAUGGCUUCUCUCCACUCGAGUGGUGGUGAGACUGAUCGCAGUGGAUUCUUGAGACAGCUGACUUUCAUUAAAGAAUCAAAGACUGUGCUGAGAUGUGAUGGAUCUGUCCGCAACAUGCCUGGAUCUCAAAAUGGAUCUCCACGCAGAGCAGUUCCUGGUGCUGCAGCUGUCUUCCUUUGUUCAUCACGCUGUCAGGAACUUAAGGCAGCUGUGCAAGCCCCGAGGAGGGCGCAAGUAAAAGGUCCACGACAAGCCCAGGAAGUGCAGAGGCCAAACUCUGGUCUUCAGAAGCAAACUGCUGCCCUUUCUAGGGCCACCUCCAGUGAACGGGAUCUAUCUGGCAGACGCCCAGCCAGGAGAACUAGUUCUGAAAGCCCCUGCAGGGCGGCUCAGCGGAAUGGGCCUGGCAGAGUGUCCGGAGCCAGGCAGCAGCAAGACAAAGAUACCUUCAAACGUCACGCCUCAUCACCGAGCAUUAACAUACUGAGCCGCGUGACCAGCCGCUCUUCCCUUCGCUCUUCAUCAUCUGAUUCAAGUGGAAGAGCAAAGAGCGAGGACGAUACAAAGAAGAAAGGUCAGAGAUCCGGAUCUCGGCUGAACGACAGAGUUACCUGGAGGAGAAUCAGGGAUGAAGAUGUACCUCAGAUCUUGAAAAGCACUCUGCCAGCUAAUGCAUUACCUCUGGUUUCUUCUCCUGAUGGGGACAAGGCAAAGCCACCAGCUCUUCCGGGAAAACUGCCAACUAUUCUACUUGCAUCUCGCAAGACAAGUGACGCAACAGUCCAGACAGAAGACUUUACAAAUAACAAGACCAACUCGAGCACCUCUCCUACAGCUGAAACAGCGCAAUUGAUUUCUGAGGAAGUGGCACGACGAGCCCUUUUCAGGAAGGUCAGUGCCACCUCAGGAAGUAACCUACAGGAUGGGGAUUCAGACGGUUCUCUGAGGAGCCACAGCACCGUAUCUACGGGAACAUCAGACUGCCACGUGGGCGGAGCCGUCCAUUUCCGCCAAGGCUCCCUCAGCAACGCGGUCCGAGUCACCCCGUUCAACUACACCCCCAGCCCGGUGGCCGGCUGCCUGCAAGACCCACAGAGCCAAGCUGCCACGAUCAGUGAGAAGUCAGGGGGGAAAAGACAGUCGUAGGACGCAAGGUGGAAUUCUGAACGGCUUUACUGUGUUCAAACACUCAGGUGGACAGGCGAGGAGUGUGCUGGUCCCUAUACCUCGGAUAAUGACCCUUUACUUUCCCCAUCCGCUGCAUUCAAGUUCUUCUCCCUGAGCAGGUGAUCACAGCUUCCAAUCAUACAGGCUUGGAUGUAUGCAUUGAAAAAAAGUUCUCACGUGAACGGACCAAUAAUAACUUUCAGAGAUGCACUUCAGAGAAACGUCUCCCCUGAAGAGGAAGUGCAUCUUUUUGUACUUUUUUUUUGUAUUUGUAGAAUAAUCAUUGCCUGGUAGAAAUGUAGUGAAACUAUGAAGCAAAAAGACAAUGAACUUGAUGAUCAGCACAUGAAUCACCAUCGGUCUCCUGGACAGAAUCGAUAAGAGGAACAAUUUUAUGCAAACGUGAGGAUGAAAACUCAGCUGGACUUUCACCCGACUGUUGACGGACUCUCACAGGACACAAAGACGCCGACGUGUGAAGUAUUUUUUAACAUACAGUACAUCAAUGUCACCAUACAAUUCGCUGCUAGACUUUCCUGUUACACAAGGAGCCCGGCAGGGUAAAACAUUCCUUUGAAUUAUUAUCAUUAUUACUUUCAUUUAUUUUUCCUUGUCGUAAAAAAUUUAAAACAGUUUUAACUGGAUCUUGAGCGGAGGUACGUGGAUACACUCUGAGUUUCAGACAUUAAACACUUAGUGUGAGUUUUCUCCGGGACAAAACUUAAACGACAGAAGUUUCUUCAAGGUUCUGAAGUCCUGUGAAAGCUUCAGGUUGACGAACAAGCGAGAAGGGAAAAGGGACAAUAAUAUUAUUUAAGAGAAAUAUUUAGUAUAACUCUAAUUAUACUUUGAUGAAACUGGUUAAAUGCAAACUACUACCUGACGUUCUUAUUUGACUAAUCCAACAAAUUCAAUCUGCGAAGAGAUGUGGACGACACGUCCGACCUCCGCCAACACAACGCUCCCUCAGUUCAACAGAUACCUUCAUUACAUUGAUACGUCGCGCACAGUAACUCGCAAAACUGACUAACUCAUACAAGCAGAAAUAUUAUUGACUGCGAUAUAUGACCUCUCAUAUUGUCCAACCCUACAUAGAGGGAUGUUAUUCAUAUACACACACUAAUAUUAUUCAUGAGGGGGCGGGAUCACCUGCUGGACUGUUUCAUCUCUGCUUCAGAAAAUACUAUCGAUAAUUUACUGUCCAGCUAGCAGCUGAUUCUGGGUCAGUUCCUUCUCUCCUGUUCAGUGUCUUAGUCCGUGUUGUAAAUACCAUUCAGAUAUAAAAACCCUGAAGUUUCCUGGUGUUGCUCCCGACAGCAUGCUAAUAUAUCCACUGUACCACACAGACGACAACACGCUGUUGUUGUUCAGCAGUAAAACAAGUGCAACGAGAGAAAAUACUAUCAAUCUGUAUUAUUGUGCUGCAAAGACCUAUAACAAUAUAAACUGUCGGAUGGACACAUGGACAUGACCCGCUGGGUGAGGAGAUGAUGUGAUUGGACGAUGGUCGGGUAGGUGUGUGUCCUCAGGACGUCUUUAUAAAUGUGUUACUAUCUGCUUAACUGUGUUGCUGUUCAAGUAGCGAUAGGAAGAGGAAGUGGAACAUUAAGACGAUGAAUAUUCUCUGUACUCGUAGCUCGUCAUCAGGGACCAGACUGUUCUGGUGUUCACCACCUCCCCCUGCUGGUGACUGUCAAUCAUCUUCUGAGUGUCGGUCGUCACUUAUGGGCUCAACGGUGUCAAAGUGUGAGUUUGUGAAAUGAUGAAUCUCAAAGUCUGUUUGUUGUUUUUCACGUGAACCAAUAAGAGACUAAGGUCUGUAAAAAAAAAAUUGUAAAUUUAAAAAGAACAUACGAGAAUGAAAACAGUGAAGUAAGACAUGACGUCAUAGAUGCUGCGUUACUACAAUGCACCCAAACCAUAACAAGAGACCCCCUGGUGGCCAGAGCUGAAAAUGCAUGUGGAUAUUAUCUAUAUUAUUCAUAAUUCCACCAGUGUUUCUCAUUAAUGACUCAGACUGUGGCGGCCGCCACCGUUGUCUAAUUUUUCCCGCCAGUUUCAUAAUGAACUAAAAUCUUUUCACCCUGAUAACAACAUUUACAGUCUGACGUCACUGUAGAACUGUAUGCGGCUCUUUACCUCACCUUCGCUCGCUCGCUCCCUUCUCCGCUCUACAUCGGCGUCACGUCGGUGUCGUCAAAACUUCCAUAAAGUUUUUAUGACGUCAUCAUCUUCAGCUAUUGGUGUUAACGUUCGCCAGCCCCAAUGAUUAGUCUCAUCAUCAAUUCGCCAAUCGAAAGAAAAUUAAUCCGUGCCCUUUUUUUUUUUAAUCAAAUGAUUAUUUGUCUUUUUAAAAAAGUGGAAAUGUCAAACACCUGUUACUUCUCAAAUGUGAAGAUUUUAUGUUUUUCACGCGUGGCGUUUUCUAGACAUAAACCCAUUAAUUGUAAAAGUUAGUUGCAGGUUUAAUAACAAAUCAUCAGAUCAGAACUGUGAGGAGCAGACGGCUCGUUGAUCUGAGGACUUGGUUUGUGUUUGACGACGUCGCCCUGGUGACAGAUGCCGAUCAGCUGAUCAGUGACGAUUUGGCUUGGUUCAGUUGCUGGCUGGUGGGUGAAGCAGCUCUUCAACAGGUUACAGAAAAAUAAAAAAAAUGAUUUUCAUUAAGUACAUUUUUUUCACACAAGGUUUAUUAAGUGAUGAGAAACUUUCUGGACGUCAUUUCACAAACUCAUAGUUUUUGUUCCUUGUUGAAGCUCGUGACGUUCAACACUCGACUGACGGAUCGUGGAGGAGAAUCACUUCAACAGCCCUGUAAGAUUAGAACGAUGAAAACUGAGUGAGGAAGUGAAGAACCGUCACAAGGUCCCAACAUUUGUCCUCCGCCGUUAGUCGCCUCGUUCACACCCAAGUCCAAACUCCUGCAGGAGAUUCAUUGAUUUACUCACAAACUGGAUGUCGUGUUGUAGAGUCGACCUCUGACAGUGGAACAGUCACGUGUGAAACACGAACAGACGUGUAGAUGUUCGUGUGUGACCGAGGUCACGGAGGCGUGACGGCGUCAUGUGAGGCAAAGCAACAGAGUCAUUAUUAAUGUUUUCAUCCAAUAAAGUGUGAUGUGUUUCAUUAAAA